Molecule: messenger RNA, 4521 nt
Organism: Leptopilina boulardi
Lineage: Eukaryota; Metazoa; Arthropoda; Insecta; Hymenoptera; Figitidae
Exons: 14
Coding region: 336-4394 (1352 amino acids)
Source: RefSeq, a predicted model, not a curated record
AACCUAUAGAAGCAUCUUUAUCUGACACUGGAUGGGACUUUCAUUUGCAGUAAAUUUUUAAUAAGUUUUAUUGUUAUUUUAAUUUUUGUUUUUUAAAUUAAUAAAAGAAUUUAAUGUAUUUAAUUUUUUUUUAAAUUUCUAUUAAAUUUAUGAAUUGGCUAUCACCAGUGAGAAAAACGUUGUACUUUUGUUUGUCAUAGAAACUAAAAAGAAAACAGUUUCAUAGCUAUUGUUAUUGCCAUCAAAAAUUAAUAUGGUUAUUUAUUAUCCAAAAUGUUAAAAUAUAUUGCAAAUUGAAAGUGACGUGUUUCUCCACGAUACAAGUUUUAUGCAAGAUGUCUGGUAUUGUGGAAGUUAUUCUUAAUGACUGCUUACAAGAAGCGGAGUAUAACGAUGAUAAGAUAUACUAUCUGAAAGGAAAAAAAAAGGGUUCGGUCAAAUGCAUUUUCAAAAAAAAAUUAUACUAUGUGUCACCUGACAAUGAAAAUAUUUUGUACUGCGGAUACCGUAAAGAUCCUUGUUAUGCCAAAAUUAUAAAAUGUGAUGAGUCAUUUGAAGAAGAAGGGGAACACACGUGCAAAGAUCUACCAAACCGUGAUAUUGACCAUAUUGGAAUAGAGCAGGCAGAAAGUUCCAUAAUGAGAUUAUGCAAGGAGAGUGAUUUAUCUUACAAGAAGAUUAUAGAAAUAGUCCAAGAACGUUGCCCAACUUUAAAAAUUACUUAUGACGGAUUCAAACGACGGAUGACUUCAUGGAGAAGUUCAGUAAGAUUAAAUCACGUAGUUGUUGGUGACUUUUUAAACGAUUUGAAUGAUUCAGACUUUUCAAAGGGGAAAAUUGUAGAUGAUGAUGAUAUUGCUGUAAUUAUUCAAACAGAUAGUCUCACAGAGCAUGUUGAAAGUACCACAGUGUUAUAUAUCGAUGAAUUUUAUAAGAUGACAUUUCGAAAAUUCGAUAUAACAAUCAUGACCUUAAGCAUUGAAAUUUCUAAAAAAGCUUGUGUAGCUUUUUAUGCUAUUUGUUCCAACUUAACGUCAUCUCUGCGACAAAUGAUUUUAAGUCAAAUAAAUCAAUUCGAUUGCUUCAAAAAUAUUGAACUGAUUAUUGGACCUUACUGCUCGGAAAUAGUAAAUGAUGUUACAUCAGUUUUUGAUGUAGAAUAUGCAGGAUCGUGGUGUCAAUUCAUUCAGGUACUAGUACAGAAAUGGAUAGUAUUGGAUAUUGGUCCAGUAUCUGAACAUAUUCUUUAUUACUUUGCAACAUUACCAGUGAUUCCAAAACAUGAAUACAUUAAUGCUGCAAUAGAAACCAAAGAUUUAGUUUCUUCUAAUUUAACUACAAAUACACAAAAAUUUGUGGACGAAACAUUCCAGAAUAUUAUUUUGGGUUCUAAAUUUGUUCCCCUUUUUGAAGGAAGAUCAGAAAGAUCCAAUGAUGUGAUCGAUAUAAUUAAUCAAUUGAUUAAAACAAAAUUAUUAAAUUCUAAAACCAGUGGAGAGUUUAUUGAAAAAUUAAAUCUUCUUGCAAGUAGGGAGAGUAUCGUCGGGAAGAAUGUUUCUUCAAUUAUUAAUAAUAAUAUAAAGGAUACCAUAGAACGGUUGAAUAAAAAUGCACUGACAAUCAAAAAUGCAGUAUUGUGUUUAGAAAAACACAUCAAAAAUUUCAUUCAUUUUCCGAAGAAAGAAAUGUUGAACAUUAAAACGCAUGAUUUUGAAAACCUGCGAGACAAAAUAUCAAUGACAGAAGGAAUAAAGGAUAAAGAUAACAAUCGUAAAACAGGAUCAAAAAGAAAACCAACAAAAAAUUCAAAAACUCAAAAAUCAGGAUGUCAAGAAACAGAGAAGAUAACGAAAUCUAAAGACAGUGAUAAAAAUAAAACUCAAAUUGUCAACAGAGAUAAUAGUUUCGAAUUUGAAGUUGAUUCAAGCCUUUCUCAGUCUUUAAAAGAAACUCGACAAUCAGUAUGUCAAGAAACAGAGAUGACAACUAAAUAUAAUAAUAGUAAUGAAGAUAACAAUCAAGCCAACAGAAACAAUAACUUCGAAUUAGAAAUUGACUUAAGCCUCUCCCCGGCUUUAAAAGAAACUCAAGACUCAAGAUGUCAGGAAGCGGAUGUGAUAAAUAAUUGUAAAGGUUGUGAGGAAAAUAACAUUCAAAUUUUCAACAUUAAUAGUUUCGAAUCUGACUCAAGCUUUUCCUUGACUUUAGAAGACAUUCCGGACUCAGAAACUGGGAGAGAAAAAUUGUUAACUAAUGAAAGUAAGCAACAAACUACCGUUGAAACUCUAUCACAUGCGGCAACCCAACUCUUUUCUCCAACAACAAGCGUAUUGAAAUUGUCGAAAAAUUUACUUCAACCUACAAAAUCAACAAUCCAGAAAACAAGCUUGUCCUUCUUACCUCAAACAUCACCUGAAGACUGUGAUGAAGUUAAUAAUAAACUUUUAUCUACUACAUCAAAUCUACUUCCUUCUCCACGAUUAAGCGUACUGCCAUCAUCGGAAAAUUCACACCAUUCUACAGAAUCUACAACCCAAACAACAAGGCUAUCAGGCUCACCACAGAAUUUAUCUGAAGGUUCUCAUGAAAUUAAUAAACAACCUAACAGUGAAUCUCCAGCUCAUGCGUCAAAUCAACUCUCUUCUCUAACAUCAAACGUAUUGAAAUUGUCGAAAAAUUUACUUCAACCUACAAAAUCAACAAUCCAGAAAACAAGCUUGUCCUUCUUACCUCAAACAUCACCUGAAGACUGUGAUGAAGUUAAUAAUAAACUUUUAUCUACAACAUCAAAUCUACUUCCUUCUCCACGAUUAAGCGUACUGACAUCAUCGGAAAAUUCACACCAUUCUACAGAAUCUACAACCCAAACAACAAGGCUAUCAGGCUCACCACAGAAUUUAUCUGAAGGUUCUCAUGAAAUUAAUAAACAACCUAACAGUGAAUCUCCAGCUCAUGCGUCAAAUCAACUCUCUUCUCUAACAUCAAACGUAUUGAAAUUGUCGAAAAAUUUACUUCAACCUACAAAAUCAACAAUCCAGAAAACAAGCUUGUCCUUCUUACCUCAAACAUCACCUGAAGACUGUGAUGAAGUUAAUAAUAAACUUUUAUCUACUACAUCAAAUCUACUUCCUUCUCCAGGAUUAAGCGUACUGUCAUCAUCGGAAAAUUCACACCAUUCUACAGAAUCUACAACCCAAACAACAAGGCUAUCAGGCUCACCACAAAAUUUAUCUAAAGGUUCUCAUGAAAUUAAUAAACAACCUAACAGUGAAUCUCCAGCUCAUGCAUCAAAUCAACAUUUAUCAAGCUUAUUCAAAUCGUCAAAAACGUCAAGUAAAUCUUUAAAUUUAUCAGCAACAACAAUACAAUCCCCUUCCUUCCGAAAAUUAUCAACUGAUUUAGGUACACAUUUUAAAUCUGAAAAUACCAAAGAUAAAAGAACAAUUCGUUCACAGAUGUUUAAACUUGUCAAAAAAGUCAAUGAAACAAACAAUUAUACAAGAUCUUUGUUUUACAGGAGUUGCUUAUCCGAUCGCAUUCAUUUGCCUAAUUAUUCUUCACUACAUUCAAACAGACGAUUUGAACCUCUACCGUCAACAUCAAAUCAAUCCCAGUUUUCGCGACACUUACCAAACCGAUUUCGAUCAAAAACAAAUUUACCUCAUUUUUCACAAUCCUCGAGAGUAUCCAAUUUCUCUCCACAUUCAUCAAAAGAUUCAAGAACAUUACAUCGUUCUCGUUCUCCACGUUCCUCUUCUAAUCGAUCGCAAAACUCUAGGAUAUUACCCGAUACGUCUCAAAAUUUAACUCGAAAUUCAGAAAGACACUUACAAUCUUCAAGAAUGACAUCACGUCCUUCUCAUUACCCAUAUUCUUUAUCAAGUCGGUUAGAAAAUAUAAGCAGAGCAUCCGGAUCCUCUCGAAAUUUAACUUCAAAUUCAGAAAGACACUUACAGUCUCCAAGAAUGACAUCACGUCGUUCUCGUUCCCCAUAUUCUUUAUCAAGUCGGUUAGAAAAUAUAAGCAGAGCAUCCGGUUCCUCUCGAAAUUUAACUUCCAAUUCAGAAAGACACUUACAGUCUCCAAGAAUGACAUCACGUCGUUCUCGUUCCCCAUAUUCUUUAUCAAGUCGGUUAGAAAAUAUAAGCAGAGCAUCCGGUUCCAAUCGAAAUUUAACUUCCAAUUCAGAAAGACACUUACAGUCUCCAAGAAUGACAUCACGUCGUUCUCGUUCCCCUUAUUCUUUAUCAAGUCGGUUAGAAAAUAUAAGCAGAGUAUCCAGAUCAUCUCGAAAUUUAACUCCAAAUUCAGAAAGACACUUACAGUCUCCAAGAACGUCAUCAGAUCGUUCUCGUUCCCCUCGUUCCUCGUCUAGUCGAAUCAAUAAAAGAUAAUCAUUUAUAUUUAAGUUAUUGUUUAUGUAAUGUAAUGAAAUUACUUUAAAAAAAUUACAAGUUAAUAUUAAUAUAGUUUAAGUAUAUACGUUCUAUAAAAUACUGAAAUAAAUUUUUUGAUAGAUUC